Molecule: messenger RNA, 1701 nt
Organism: Micropterus dolomieu (smallmouth bass)
Lineage: Eukaryota; Metazoa; Chordata; Actinopteri; Centrarchiformes; Centrarchidae
Exons: 10
Coding region: 339-1340 (333 amino acids)
Source: RefSeq, a predicted model, not a curated record
GGACACUCACCGUCAGCCAGGCUGCCACCACAACACUGCUCAUGUUUGCAGACCAGAGGAAAUUCAGAUGGCACAAACAUGGAGAUCGCCCUCUAUGAGAACUGUCCUCCAGCUUCUACAUCUGAAUCCACCUACGAGAGCCUUGAUCCAGCCAGCAGGGAUCAGAACCAGACCUACGCUACACUCACACACAACACAAAUGAUGCUGUUUGUGUCUCACUGAGCACUGCAACUCUGCCAUAUACUCAGGAGGGACUACAUCAUUUAAAGAAGUAAGAAGUUCCUGGUUUGUCAGUGAAGAAGUCAGAGCGGCAGCAGUAAACCAUCAGAGCCUCAACAUGAAAGUCCGUCACACUUUGAUCUGCUUCUUCUUCCUCUCUCUGCAGGAUGGAAACACUGGUCUCACCAAUGCCCAAAUCCCAUCUGUCUAUACAGGAACUGAAGGAGGAGAUAUCACAGUUAGAUGCCCCUUUUCUUCACCUGGAGUCAGGAAGUUCUUCUGCAAGAGAAAAUGUAAACCAGAGGACAUCCUCAUUGAAACAACUGGUGUCAGAGAUCAGAGAGGCAGAUACAGCAUCAGAUAUGAAGGAGGAUUUUUUUUAGAUAAUGUUUUCGUGAGCAUCACACAGCUGACCAAGUCUGACUCAGGACUGUACAGAUGUGGUCUGGACAGAUCAAACAUUACGUUUGAAAUCAUUGUUGUAGAUGCACUGCUGGAUGGAAGUCCUCCUGAAGAAACAUCCCUCUAUACAAGAGCUGGAGGAAAUAUUGUAGUUGGAUGCUCCUUUAUUUUCUCUGGAAGCAGGAGGUACUUCUGCAAGGAAGAAUGUGAAGAGAAAGACAUUCUUGUUGAAACAACUGGUUCCACAGCUGAGAGAGGCAGAUACAGCAUCAGAUAUACACAACGAUCUCUGACAGAUGUAUCUGUGUAUGUGAGCAUCACACAGCUGACCAAGUCUGACUCAGGACGGUACAGGUGUUGUCUGGACAGACGUUUAUUACCAGAUUCCUACCGGGGGUUUGAGAUCAUUGUCACAGAUGUGGCUUAUUCAACAGCAGUCCCAUCAGCCUCCACACCAACAACACAGAGUUUAAGUUCUCAGACUGACCAGCAGCAGACUGCGGCAACAGCAACAGCAGGUUUGCAGAACAGAGGAAAUUCAGAUGGCGCAAACAUGGAGAUCGCCCUCUAUGAGAACUGUUAUCCAGCUUCUACAUCUGAACCCACCUACGAGAGCCUCGAUCCAGCCAGCAGGGAUCAGAACCAGACCUACGCUACACUCACACACAACACAAAUGCUGCUGUUUGUGUCUCACUGAGCACUGCAACUCUGCCAUAAACUCAGCCUGUGGACGGAUGUAAACAACUCAGGAUGGCUUUUCUGGCAAAAUCCAAAGGAAAAGACGUCUAUGUGCUCCUGGUGCCUUCUUUUCUGCUCUCCUACAGAACCAAAUUGUCAUUGUGUAAUGCUAGCUAAUGUGUAAAAAUAAAAUUUGCGACUGUUAACAAACACCCAGCAUCCACCACAACACAGAGUCCAACACAAAGUUAAAACUAGCAUUCCUGCAAAGCAUAUUUACUUUACUUUCAUUUACUGUUCUUAAAUUAAAGUUAAUUAAAGUAAUUAUAUUGUCCUGUGUAUACUUUGUGUGUAUUAAUAGAUAAUGGAAGAAUAAAAGCGGAUGUAGAUUCUCAUCACA